GUGAUGUGCGAUGAACUGGUUCCUUUUAGCCUGACUCACUGGGUUUGUUUGAUAACUUCUUGUUCCAGUAUUAGAAAAGAAGGGGCAGCAGACCUGCGACAGAGAAAGAAGCAAAACUGCACAGAAUCUGACAAAAUGGCUCCAGAGGAGAGAAACAAAGAAAACUCAAAGCUGGGAAGAUCGCCAAAAUAUAUGUUAAUUCAGCGUUUUGCGAAACUUUUCUUUGGCUGUCUUGCGGCAGUCACUAGUGGAAUGAUGUAUGCUGUGUACCUCUCAACAUAUCAUGAACGGAAAUUCUGGUUUUCCAGCAGGCAGGAACUUGAACGAGAAAUUACAUUUCAGGGUGACAGCGCCAUUUAUUACUCAUUCUAUAAAGAACUGCUAAAGGCUCCUUCCUUUGAAAGAGGUGUUUAUGAGUUGACACACAACAAUAAGACAAUAUCACUGAAGACGAUAAAUGCAGUCCAGCAAAUGACUUUGUACCCAGAGUUGAUUGCCAGUGUUUUAUAUCAAGCAUCUGGUAGCGAAGAAGUUAUUGAACCAGUGUAUUUCUACAUUGGUAUAGUUUUUGGACUGCAGGGAAUUUAUGUGACUGCAUUGUUUGUAACCAGUUGGGUUAUGAGUGGGACUUGGCUGGCAGGAAUGCUGACUGUAGCAUGGUUCAUUAUUAACAGGACAGAUACAACAAGAAUUGAUUACUCCAUACCAUCAAGGGAAAAUUGGGCUUUGCCAUAUUUUGCAUGUCAAGUAGCAGCCCUCACAGGCUAUUUAAAAAAAAACCUAAAUUGUUCUGCUGAGAAGUUUUGUUACCUUUUGGUGAGUGCUUCAACAUAUACCUUCAUGAUGAUGUGGGAAUACAGUCAUUAUCUCCUGUUUGUCCAGGCUGUUUCUCUUUUUCUGCUAGACAGCUUUGCCCUGGCACAGACAGAGAAGGUGCAUGAAGUAUACAAAAUCUACUUGUUUUCUCUCUUCUUGGGGUACCUUUUGCAGUUUGAAAAUUCAGCCUUACUAGUGUCACCAUUACUGAGUCUUGUAGCAGCUUUAAUGCUUUCUAAAUGCCUUCAGAUGAAUAUGAAAAAAGGUACAUUUAUGUCAAGAUUGCUGAAAAUAAUGUACAUUUAUUUGGUACUUACAAUAACAGUGACACUAAACUUCUUACUAAAGAUGUUUGUUCCUCAUAAAGAAAAUGAGCAUUUGCUGAAGUUCAUUGAAGUAAAACUUGGCUUAAACACAACUAAGAAUUUUACAAUGAAUUGGCUCCUUUGUCAAGAAUCUCUUCAGGCACCCUCCCAAGACUUUUUUUUGCGACUAACACAGUCAUCACUGUUGCCUUUCUAUAUUUUAGUAUUAAUUAUCUGCCUUUUUUCUGUAACUCAGGUCAUUUUUAGGAGAAUUUGUGGUGAACCACUGAAAGAGACAGUUAAACUUGAGGAUGGUCGAAUUGGAGAGAGGCCAGAAAUAGUUUAUCAUGUAAUUCACACAAUUUUACUUGGUUGUCUAGCGAUGUGUUUGGAAGGAAUGAAAUAUCUAUGGACACCUUAUGUUUGCAUGCUUGCUGCAUUUGGUGUGUGCUCUCCUGAACUUUGGAUGACGCUUUUCAAGUGGCUUCGACUGAAAGCUGUGCACCCGAUAUUGCUGGCUCUUAUUCUGAGUAUGGCAGUUCCCACAAUAAUUGGAUUCAGCUUGUGGAAAGAGUUUUUCCCUAGGAUAAUGACAGAGCUUUCAGAACUACAAGAAUUCUAUGAUCCUGAUACAGUAGAACUCAUGACAUGGAUAAAACGACAGGCUCCUGUGGCUGCUGUGUUUGCAGGCAGUCCACAGUUGAUGGGUGUGAUUAAGCUUUGUACUGGAUGGAUGGUGUCGAGCUUGCCUUUAUAUAAUGAUGAUGAUCUUCUAAAAAGAAAUGAAAAUAUUUAUCAGAUCUAUUCAAAGAGGUCAGCAGAGGAUAUUUAUAAGAUACUCACAUCUUACAAAGCCAAUUUUCUGAUUAUUGAAGAUUCAAUUUGCAAUGAAGUGGGACCUGUAAGAGGAUGUAGAGUUAAAGAUCUAUUGGAUAUUGCUAAUGGUCAUGUGGUUUGUGAGGAAGGCGACAGUUAUGCCUACUCAAAAUAUGGACGAUUUUGUCAUGAAAUCAAAAUGAACUAUUCUCCAUAUGUGAAUUAUUUUACUCGGGUAUACUGGAAUAGAUCCUAUUUUGUAUAUAGAAUCAACACUGUGAUAUCCUUCCAGUUAUGAAAAAGCAUGCAAGCUUCUUUCUGAGGAUUGAUUGUGAAUGAAAUUCAGUUGGAAAAGUUCCUUUUGAUCAAGGAAGUUAUUUUUGCAGAUACAUGUGCGCACAUGCAGUGUAUUGACAACUUUAUUUUACCAAACUGGAAUUCUUUGAACUACAGAUCAACAGACAGAUACCAUCCUUGAAGGAAAUGGGGAAAUAUGUCAAUUUUACAGUCUCUACAAAGUGUGACAGUCUUCCACGUUUUUGCAUUUUUCUUCCCAUUAUAAAUCAUCUUAAUCUUCAUGUAAAUGAGAUUUCUAACUUUAGUGUUAGAGAGCUGGUGUGGGUAGACUUCAGUAAACGCGGAAAAAUUACUUAAAGAGCUCAUUCAAGUCAUACAGCUUUUAUUUUCUAGCAAGAAAGCAAUCGGUAUCCCGAGUCUUUUCAAGUAAGUGUUUGGGUUUUUUGUGUUUUUCUUGUUUUAAUUCUUCCUGUCUUCCACCGUAAACAUUUCAAUGUUUAUCAAACACACAUUCAUACAACUUAUGUGUAGCUAUAGUGUCUGUAUAAAUCAAAUAAGGAAGAUUUUAUUUAAACAACACUUCCAUAGAUUAAGGCACUGAUCUCUACAUUGUUAGAGACACGUUGGUGGAAGUGCUUGGACAUAGGCCUAGCAGUAGGAGUUGACAAGGUCAGAUCUUCAGUUUGGAAAGAACUUGUCUUCAGGAUUUUUCCAUGCUUAAAUGUGCAUGUGUGUAUGCAUACGUGUGUCUUAGCAGCCAUCAGAAUGGGCCAGUAUACAACAGUAUGCCAUACUUGUUUUUAGACAAGUGUAGCAGGACAACUAGGUUUGCUACUGAGACUUCUGCACUUCUGUUUCACCCUCUCUGUGUGCGUGCUGGUAUAUAUGUGUGUGUGUAUGGGGAGGGAUGGGUGAUACUCAUUUCAUUCAACUUACUAUGUGAUAGUUAUAUUAAGAGAGUGCCAUAACUGUAAUUUAAAACACUAUAAUCACCGCCAUUUAUAAAUAAUGGUACAGUUGUUCAUAGCUAUUUUUAUAUCAAUUAUGCAACUACACUGAGAUCUUUGAAAAUUUGGGAAAGUACUCUGCAAUCUUGCUUCCCUCUACAAUUUGUCUUCCUUAUAUGACCCCCUUUGCCUCUACAACUAUUUUUCUUUACAAAUUAUCUGUUCAUCCUGUUUGUUGCUGGCUGAUACACUUUCAAGAGAACAAAUGAUGCUUUAAUUCCAACUCUGGGCCUAAUCCUGGUGUUGUGAAUGGAGGAUCCAGUAAAAGGUAACGGUAACUUUGCUUACGUAGGUGUAGCUGAACAAAAAGCCAGGACGUAAGUUUUGGAAGAGGUUACUCACCUGUUAGGAGUUACCUGCCACUAUGGAUUCUUGUAACACCUGGCCCAGAGACCAGUCUAUCAGGCACGUGGGAAUGAUUCUUUGGAGCCCAGAUGUCUUUAAUGAAGGAUCUGGCAUAAUAGGAUGAACCUUCAACUGAAAAAUCUGCAGAACCAUUCUGCAAAUAAAAGCUGCAAAACAAUCCUUACCACACUUGUUGAUAAAAUGCAAAUUCAGAGAUUUUUAACUCUGAAAUUAUUAGGAACUGCAGCAUGUUGGUGUAUAUGCGUGAUUCCUAUCUGCUCUAUGCAGGUACAUUUGCUUACUUUACACUAACCGGUAGUGCUAAGAUUUUUUUUAAAACCUAUUAUCACUAUUGGAGUGACUUAAAAGAAAAAAGCUUUAUUGUUGUAAAAGUCAACAUGUCUGUAAUCUGUUUUUUACUUUCAGUUACAUUUUUAGGCCUACGAGUCUUGACAAGAUGUUAAAUUAUGCAUUUUAUUUGAAACCAAUGUUCAGACAAAUCCAUCAAAAGUGCUGGAUGUGAUCAGAGAGAAACAUUUAUCAGUAUAACCGAGUUACAAGUUAAAAGUAAAUAUUCUUUCUGGGGAUACAGACAUCGUGUUGAGGGUAGUGUGUAUGUGUGGCCAAAUGCAGUCUGCAUUUAUUUGCUUAUGGACAAGUGCAUCUGUUUUACUGCACUGGACUGUUUCAGACUUUUCAAUUACCGUAUAACAGCAGAAACUCGUGUAUUAACUUGAGCUAUGGCACGCCUGCAGGAACCUUUUCUGUAUGUGCUAGUAUGGAUGUAGAUGUAAUAUUUGGAAAUAAGUUUAGAGUUCCUUAUACAAUUUAAGUUUGUUUGAAUCACUGUCAAGGAAUUAUAUGUCCGUGUGUCAGUCAUUUACUCGCCUGAAGUUAAUCAUUCAUGAAUACCAUUUCAUAACAGCAAUAAGGUAUUCCAGGUAGCAAACUUCAGGGUUACAACCGCACUUGGGUGGAUGAAGUCACAUAGCUUACGGCUUCAUGCCUUAGACUGCCAUGCCAAGAUGCAAUAUUUAACUAUCCUUGACUGCCUGUUGUGUUUUACCACAAUGCUGUAUGUAUGUGUUACCACAUAGAACGUAGUUUGAAUACUUACAUGUAGAGCACACAUGUUAAGAAAAACACCAACGAGGCUAUCCGUACAUCUGAAGAAAACUGUCUUGUAGCACGUUGGCCUUUAUACAUGUUUAAACGAACAUGUCGAACUUUAUUUGAACUGUGACAUAGUUGUUGUUACUAGUUUUGUCAUAGUUUUUAAGAUGUAUUCUUGAUACUUCAAUUGAUUCUGCUUUAGGAGAAUCAUUUAAGAUUUUUACCUUGCUUUUUAUAUUAGAGAAAAUUGUACUGCAGCACCAUUGGCACAGCAGCCUUAAGUAACAGAAGGAGCCUUUUAUGUGGGAGAAACAUUGCUGCUGUUCCAGUAAAAAGGCAUCAUUUUUAAAAUGAGUGACUGGAAGAAUCAUAUCUUACAAAGAAAAUGAUAAGCUUUAAUUUCUUAUCUAGCUAUGAAUUAGCAAAAAUAUUAUUGUCUAUUCUGAUCUCCACCUUCUGUGAAAAAGAAACAGUAAGUUUCAUGAUAUCCCUCAGGAGGACAAUAACAGGGCAUAAUUACGUCAGACUUGUACACACAACCCUCGCUUGGUUUUCAACCAGGUCACAGGUUUAACUCCCUGAAAGGGCUGGGGGAACGUUUUGCAAAUCUUGCUCUGUUUUGCUGUAGAAGUUGCAAUUCAGUUGAAACAUGUGCCUUGCAAGCUUUUAUUAAACAAACAAAAAACUCAGUUUGUGUUUCUUUUUGUGAAGAUUUUUUUUUUUAAAUUUCUGUCCCUCUGAUUUGUAGAGCUUUCAUUGGGUCUUAAUACCCCUGCCUCCGAGGAUGCUUGUGCAGUAAGUGGUGCAGCUAGGAUGUAUGCCAGCCAUCUGAUUAACAGCUGUUCACUGGGAAGAAUGAGAAUUUGCACAGUAAUUCGUGUUGCUAUUUUGCUGGCUUAUUUCCUCCACAUUUCCAGUUUCUGAUAUGCUUGAUCUUAGGAAAUGCAAAAAAAUUACCUUGAAAGAAUAAAUUGAAUAUAGUAUUUUCAGGCACUCACCUGUUACCGUUAGACUUGUGGAUUAAAGUUUAAUCAAGCCACAGCUAAACUGACAUGUACAGUUUUGUCUUAAUCUUAAAAAAACACUCUUUCGCUUCCUAAAUUACCACAUGCUUGAACUCAGUUGAUCAAUUUGCCAGGAGAUAUCUGAGACUAAUUAAGUAAAGGCAUUUCAGAACGUAAGCUUCUACUCAUAUUAUUUAAAAAAAUACUGGUUUUAUUUCUUCCAAAAUAAAUGGAAAUACAAUUUAAUACAAUACAAUCUUAAAUACAAUUUCCAUUGGGGGGGGGUAAGGAGGAGAUACACAAGUAUGGAAGAAAGAGGGCCAAAAGGUUUAACAGGCAUUGAAAAUCCUUCAAACUAUUUGCUCUGGUGGCAUUACUGUUUACUGAAAGGUGGAAGGUUAGGGACCAACUCUUGUUCUUGCCACCUUAUUUUUACAAAGUCAUCUGCAAAUGUCCAAGUCUUGUGACCCUUCAUCAGCUUUCCCAUGCAAUUCACAUGAAUAGGAGCUGCAAGAUCAGGUCGCAGGGAUUGUAAGCUGUCAUUGAAACACUUCUUAGUGACUGCCAUUAACUACGUAUAACGUAUUCUUUAACCAAAAAUCUAACAGGAGAAAGCGUAGGCCGUUUUUGUGAAUGCAUGGGCACGCGUGUCGUAUUUGCAUUUAGAGAGGUCUGUUUUACUGUUGUGAUUUGGAGAUGUAAUGAGUGACUUCUGUUAUCACUAAUGGUGGUUGAAUCUAUAAAUCUCCUAAAUAUUGACGGGCAGGUGGACUCUAGAGUAUGAUGGUAUUAGAGAUGAAAGAAAAGCUGAGUUUAUUCCAACACAAGCAAUAUUUCAUGUGAAAUAAUACCUCAACAUAAAUCUGUAUAAUUGUGCCUCUGGUACUCUUUUUAAAACUUAACUUUAGGGGGAAAAAAGAAAGUGAAAAUUCUAAAACAUGCAGUGUGUGUUAUUUUAGUAAUCAUUUCUACAUCAUCGGUACAGCUAAAAAGACGGUAUCACCAUUGUGUUGCUGCACUCUUACUAUGCCAAAUGCAGGGCUAGCGAUGCUUCAAGGUCUUCUGAACUGUUUGGUACCUCAACUGGAUGUUUAAAUUAACCUGGCAAUGUUUUCAACUUCAGUGCAGUUAAACGUAUGUCAUUCUGCCUUUCAAGUGAUGUUUAGGGUUACUUAUUUAUUUGGUGGAGAAGAGGUGGGUGUUUAAUGCCUUUCAGCGUUCCAAACUUUGUUACUUGAGUAAUGCAGAAGAAUAUUCGUGGUGCUUUACUUGUUAACAGUGACAUUUAGCAGUAGUGUGUAUGGCAUAUGGAGGUAUCUAUGUGCAGAUAUAUAACAACAGAUCUAAGGAAUCCAAUUCCUUUUAUCCUGUUUGUUGUCUUGGACAGUUUUUUUUAUCAAAAUAAUGUAUAUACAGUAAAUAUUUUGCUCUUGUGACAAACUUUUGCGGGAGGGGGGGGGGCGCGGUGCGGAUUGUAAUAAAAGCCAAGUCCAGAAAGUACGGAUUGUUUGGGACACAAACCCUUUCAUGCUUUCUUUUGAGAAGUCUGAUACCCUUUCGCAAAAAACAUGUAGUUCAUAAUGAAUUAACCUCCUUCCUCUGUUGUGGUAAUAAAAUGAUUUUUUGUAUUCUGUUGUAUUAUUUGCAUAUGCAAUUUUCAGUCAAGUGAAGAACCGUACAGCAUAGCUCAGAUACCUGUCUUGACGGGGCAGCAUAAAUACUCUUCCAGCUCUUGAGGAUUAGCAGCCUGCUCAGGCUGGAUCCGUGUGUCAUGCUGACUGUGACUACCUGUUGCGACAUACUGGUAUGAGGGUGAGCGGCAAAAUAUGAGGUGCUUCAUACGGAAUUACUGAACUCUGACUUUCUGCCUAAAGAUCCUCCUACAGCAAGCAUGUCACCUGGAAAUAAAUUGCU
Aptenodytes forsteri (emperor penguin) is the source of this 7617-nucleotide messenger RNA. It is a transcript of the gene DPY19L4, whose product is annotated as dpy-19 like 4 (C. elegans). The transcript is spliced from 19 exons. Gene Ontology annotation, molecular function: mannosyltransferase activity. Gene Ontology annotation, cellular component: nuclear inner membrane. The record is from RefSeq and is a predicted model, not a curated record. The coding region runs from base 4 to 2235 and encodes 743 amino acids. NCBI's taxonomy places the organism in Eukaryota, Metazoa, Chordata, Aves, Sphenisciformes, Spheniscidae.